Messenger RNA from Penaeus monodon (black tiger shrimp), 6116 nucleotides. Its product is annotated as mucin-2-like. The coding region runs from base 1 to 5772 and encodes 1923 amino acids. Lineage: Eukaryota; Metazoa; Arthropoda; Malacostraca; Decapoda; Penaeidae. The record is from RefSeq and is a predicted model, not a curated record. The transcript has 14 exons.
AUGCUGAGCCUCCAGGCAGACCCUCCAACAACCACCGAAUUUCAUACAACAGAAGCUAAGCUGUCCACCAAUGAAAAAGUAACUACACUGCCACCUAAUUCCACUAAACAACCAACGACUACAAUGCAGCUAACACCACAGAAAACUACUGAGGAACCAACAACCGGAGUUAUAUCAACUACUGAGUUACCAAAAACCACUGAGCAAACAAUCAUAGCAUCAACAAUAACAACUGACUCACCAACGACAGAAAAUCAACGAACCACACGGUCACCAAAAAACACUGAGCAACUAACAACCAAAUUCUUGCUAACAACCACGGUGUCAACGACAAAAGUAGAACCAACCACACGGCCACAAGUAACCACCGCGCAAUCAAUCACCACGAUGCAACAAACAACUACUGUGUCACCAACGGCCACUCAGCAACCAACAUCCACUGAUGAACCAACAACCACAGUUUUACAAACAACCAAAGUGUUACCAUCGACCUCUGAGCAACCAAUAACCACUGAUGAGCCAACAACCACAAUUUUACAAACAACCACUGUAACCGCCGUCGACUGUGCCACCAACCACCAAAUUGCCACCAACCACUGCUGUGACACUAAUCAGCACAGUGCCACCAAACACAGAAUCGCAGUCAACUGUGCCACCAACUACCACAGUAUCACUAACAACAGAACCGCCGACAACUUGCCACCAACAACAGAACCACCGACAACUGGUCUACCAACCAGCACAGUGCCAUUAACCAGCACAGUGCUAACAACAGAAUCGCCGCCAACUGUGUCACCAACCAGUACAGGGCCACCAACAACAGAAUCACCAUCAAUUGUGAAAUCAACCACCACGGUGCCACCAAAAACAGAAUCGCCGACUGUGCAACCAACCAGCACAGUGCCACCAACAGAAUCGCCAUCAACUGUGAAACCAACCAGCACAAUGCCAUCAACAACAGAAUCUACCACAAUACAGUUAACAAGCACAGUAUCAUCAGUAACUUCUGAACCACCAACUACCAAAGUACUAACAACAAUACUACCGCCAACAACUACAAUGCCACCAAUAACCUCUGAGCCAACCACUACACUACCCACAACAACUAGCCAGGAACAAACAUCUGUUCAACCAGAAACUACACAAAAUACUUUAUCAGAACUGCAGCAAAGAAAAGCACAGUUACUUCAAGAAAUUGAAAGACUUGAGAACCAGAUUGCUGCCUCCAACGCCACUCUCACAGCUCUUCAAAAGACCAAUCAAGCCCUGCAACGAGUCAUUGAAGCCAUCGAGCAAGCCACUGGCAAUUCCGGAAGGAAGCGGCGAUCGCUUACUUACUCUAUCGAUCAAGAUGGCGACACUGUCACGGUCGAUCCAUAUUGUGAGGUAAAUGAGGACAAUGCCGUCACUGGCAACCCAACAGAUCUGCUUCUUACAAUGAUCGAUGAUCUCUCCACCAAGCUGGCCAACCUCACAACCGACCAAAUCACUUGCUUCAAUCAACUCAUUGAGAAUUUCGCUACACUCAUAGAGAAUGGAACCUUUGUCAUCGAUUCCAGUGUAUUAGAUAACAUCACGUCCGCGGUCGAAGCAGCAAGCAGCAUCGUGGGAGACCAAGUCCAGUCGGUUCAGUUGCUCGUCAAUAUUUUGCAAGAGCAAAAACAAAAUAAAACGGAUGAGCUUGACCAAGUGGAGAGCCAACUAGCAGCAACAACAGGUAGAAAACCAGUACACAAAGUUUUAUCGAUGUGUAUGAGCGUAUUUUCAUUUGAAGGUACACACCCUCCAACAACGACCAUUGAGCAACCAACAACCACUGAUGAACCAACAACCACUGUGUCUCCAACGACCUCUGGACAACCAACAAUCACUGAUGAACCAACAACCACAACAGAACCGCCGACAACUGUGCCACCAACAACAGAACCGCCAACAACAGAACCGCCGACAACUGUGCCACCAACAACAGAACCGCCGACAACUGUGCCACCAACAACAGAACCGCCGACAACAGAACAGCCGACAACUGUGCCUCCAACAACAGAACCGCCGACAACUGUGCCACCAACCACCACACCGACAACUGUGCCACCAACCACCACAGUGCCACCAACAACAGAACCGCCGACAACUGUGCCACCAACAACAGAACCCCCGACAACUGUGCCACCAACAACAGAACCGCCGACAACUGUGUCACCAACAACAGAACCGCCGACAACUGUGCCACCAACAACAGAACCGCCGACAACUGUGCCACCAACCUCCACAGUGCCUCCAACAACAGAACCACCGACAACUCUACCACCAACCACCACAGUGCCUCCAACAACAGAACCACCGACAACUGUGCCACCAACCACCACAGUGCCUCCAACAACAGAACCGCCAACAACUCUGCCACCAACCACCACAGUGCCUCCAACAACAGAACCGCCAACAACUCUGCCACCAACCACCACAGUGCCUCCAACAACAGAACCGCCGACAACUCUGCCACCAACCACCACAGUGCCUCCAACAACAGAACAGCCGACAACUGUGCCACCAACCAGCACAGUGCCUCCAACAACAGAACAGCCGACAACUGUGCCACCAACCACCACAGUGCCACCAACGACAGAACCACCGACAACUCUACCACCAACCACCACAGUGCCUCCAACAACAGAACAGCCGACAACUGUGCCACCAACCACCACAGUGCCACCAACAACAGAACCGCCGACAACUGUGCCACCAACCACCACAGUGCCACCAACAACAGAACCGCCAUCAACUGUGCCACCAACCACCACAGUGCCUCCAACAACAGAACCGCCGACAACUGUGCCACCAACCAGCACAGUGCCUCCAACAUCAGAACCGCCAACAACAGUGCCUCCAACCACAGUGCCACCAACAACAGAACCGCCGACAACUGUGCCACCAACCAGCACAGUGCCACCAACAACAGAACCACCGACAACUCUGCCACCAACCACCACAGUGCCACCAACAACAGAACCGCCGACAACUGUGCCACCAACCACCACAGUGCCACCAACAACAGAACCGCUGACAACUGUGCCACCAACCACCACAGCGCCUCCAACAACAGAAUCGCCGACAACUGUGCCACCAACCACAGUGCCACCAACAACAGAAUCACCAUCAACUGUGCCACCAACCACCACAGUGCCCACCAACAACAGAAUCACCAUCAACUGUCCGACCAACCACCACAUACUAACAACAAUACUACCGGCAACAACUACAAUGCCACCAAUAACCUCUGAGCCAACCACUACACUACCCACAACAACCAUCCAGGAACAAACAUCUGUUCAACCAGAAACUACACAAAAUACUUUAUCAGAACUGCAGCAAAGAAAAGCACAGUUACUUCAAGAAAUUGAAAGACUCGAGAACCAGAUUGCUGCCUCCAACGCCACUCUCACAGCUCUUCAAAAGACCAAUCAAGCCCUGCAACGAGUCAUUGAAGCCAUCGAGCAAGCCACUGGCAAUUCCGGAAGGAAGCGGCGAUCGCUUACUUACUCUAUCGAUCAAGAUGGCGACACUGUCACGGUCGAUCCAUAUUGUGAGGUAAAUGAGGACAAUGCCGUCACUGGCAACCCAACAGAUCUGCUUCUUACAAUGAUCGAUGAUCUCUCCACCAAGCUGGCCAACCUCACAACCGACCAAAUCACUUGCUUCAAUCAACUCAUUGAGAAUUUCGCUACACUCAUAGAGAAUGGAACCUUUGUCAUCGAUUCCAGUGUAUUAGAUAACAUCACGGCCGCGGUCGAAGCAGCAAACAACGUCGUGGGAGACCAAGUCCAGUCGGUUCAGUUGCUCAUCAAUAUUUUGCAAGAGCAAAAACAAAAUAAAACGGAUGAGCUUGACCAAGUGGAGAGCCAAUUGGCAGCAUCAGCAGGUAAGAAGUUAUGUCUACAUAUUGGACUUUAUCCAUGUGUUUCAUGCUGUAUUAAUGUCUUUGUAAGCAAUAUCACCAACAAACCCGCCAACAACUAUUCUACCAACUACAGUUCUACCAACUUCCGCAGUGCCACCUACAACAGAACCGCCGACAACUGUGCCAACAACGAACACAGUGCCUCCAACAACAGAACCACCGGCAUCUAUGCUACCAACUACCACAAUGCCUCCAACAACAAAACUGCCGAUAACUGUACCACCAACAGAACCGCCGACAACUUGCCACCAACAGAACUGCCGACAACUCUGCCACCAACCACCACAGUGCCACCAACAGAACCGCCGACAACUCUGCCACCAACCACCACAGUGCCACCAACAACAGAACCGCCGACAACUCUGCCACCAACCACCACAGUGCCACCAACAGAACCACCGACAACUCUGCCACCAACCAGCACAGUGCCACCAACAACAGAACUGCCGACAACUCUGCCACCAACCACCACAGUGCCACCAACAACAGAACCGCCGACAACUCUGUCACCAACCACCACAGUGCCACCAAUAAGAGAAUCGACGUCAACUGUGCCACCAGCCAGUGCAGAGCCAUCAACCAGUAUGGUGCCACCAACCAAAACAGGACCACCAACCAGCACAGUGCUACCGACAACAGAACUUCUGACAACUGUGCCAUCAACAACCACAGUGUCACAAAAAAACACAGGGCCACCAACCACUGACCAACAAAAGUCUACUGAGCCACAUACAACCUCAGAGAUACCAUCUACCACAGGUUCACAGUCAACCAAUAAGCCACCAGCUUCUGUUCAACUGUCAACCGCUUAUACGACAGCAACUGCAGAACAGUCAGCGGCCACUGCGCAAACGGUCACCACAUUACUGAUAGCAAAUGAAACAUCAACCAACACUGAGACACCAACAGCAACCACAUCCCUGCUGACAACCCCUGAGACACCAACAACCACAGAAUCACCAACAACUAAACCAAUAACUUUAUCAGCAUUAGAAAAAAGACGGGAAGAGUUACUACAGGAAAUCGAAGACCUGGAAAAACAAAUUGCUGCCACCAACACCUCCGUCACUGCUCUCCAGGAAAUACAAGCAGCCCUGCAGGAGGUCACCGAGGCCAUAGAACAAGCCACGGGCAAUUCUGGAAGAAAGCGACGGUCGCUGACUUAUUCCAUCAACCACGGUGACGACGCCGUCAUGGUCGAUCCCUAUUGUGAGGUCAAUGAAGCCGAUGCCUUGACUGGCGACCCAGCAGAAGUGCUUCUUACAAUGAUCGACGAUCUCUCUGCCAAGGUGUCCAAUCUCACGGCUGACCAAAUAAGCUGCUUCAGCCAGCUCAUCAGUAAUUUUGCAACAUUCAUAGUAAACGGAACUUUCGUUAUUGACUCCAGCAUGAUCGAUAACAUCACGGCUGCUGCAGAAGAUGCAAGCAUCGUCGUGGGAAACCAAAUUCAAUCUUUGCAAUCACUCAUUAGCAGCUUGCAAGCACAAAAAGAAAACCUGACAGCAGAGCUUGCACAACUCGAAAGUCAACUAUCAUCAACAGAAUUACCAUCGACUACCCACGAGGUAACCGAACCGUCCAGUGUCCUGCCAACAACCAUUCAGCCACCAACAACCACGGAGCCACCAACAACCAUUCAGCCACCAACAACCACGGAGCCACCAACAACCACGGAGCCACCAACAACCACUGAGUCGCCAACAACCACGGAGCCUACAGAAAUACCCACUACCAAAUUACCGGAUAUUCCUGAUAUAUCAAAACGUCAAAAGGCUAGAAAGAUCUACCUGCUUAUUCAACAAAUCGUUAAAACCUAGAGUAAGUUCCGGUUAUGCCAGCUUUAGAGGGUCUGAGUAGAUGCAGACCGUCAUUGCAACUUUGAAAACAUCCUGCAAGUCAUGUUACUGAUACUUCGGGCAACUCCGAUGCAGGGAGACAGAUGGGUAUUAUGGGGUAUAGGGAGACGGGCAGUAAGAAAUGCAAUUAUGUUUUCUUUUUUCCUUUCUUUCUUUUUCAUUGUUAUUUAUUUAUACAUCUUCUUCGACUUUGUCUUAACCCAAGUCCAUGAAGAAGAAAUUUCCCAAAGAACGUGAUGUACAUCCCUUGAAUUAAGUAAAAAUAUAAGCUGAAUUAACAAAUAAUUAAAAUCAAAGAAAAAUCA